ACCUGACGCCCACCCGCUCCCGCCCCGGGUUGAAGACAUAAAUGCUGUCUGCGCCGAGAAGUUGCCCGCUGCCAAGUUUGCUGUUCCUGCUGCUGCCGCGAGCCAAGGAAGCCCGGGCACUCUCCGGGACUUUUGCUCACCGCCUUCCAGUCUCCUGCAGAGUUCUUCCCGGCUGGGCCUGUAGUUGCGAAGCUUUUUUUCCGUCUUUUCACAACCACAAAAACCGCUAGCUGCUGAGGCUCCAAAGAGAUCAAGAUGUGGACGGCGCCAAUGUUGUUUUGGGUUUUGGGGAGCGCGUGGUGCUGGCACUUUGCGCAGGGAGCACCCGUAGGUGGACUAGAAGAUGAUAUUGUGACUCCAGGUCCAGGAGGUGGCAUGGUGAGACCAGGUCUGGAAGACAGAAUAGCAACCACGGGUACUACUGGAGGACUGAAUGAAUCUACUGGCAAGGUACCAGCACACACAGACAUUCCCUUUGAGGACCAGCCAACCCCAGAAAUCCCAGACCACGAUCACGAAGAACAUAAGAGUACAACCACUGUCAAAAUGGUGACGAGCCAUUCUGUGGAUCAGUCAACAAGUCACCCCAAAAAAGAUAGCACAGCUGACGAAACAGAGACAACAGAUAAGAGAGAUGGCUUAGCAGUAGUGACCCUGGUUGGAAUCAUAGUUGGCGUCCUGUUAGCCAUCGGCUUCGUUGGAGGGAUCAUCAUUGUGGUUAUGAGGAAAGUUUCUGGAAGGUUCUCGCCCUAAAGAGCUGAACAGAUCAGGUUGUUCUCCCAACAUAUCUGAAAAUAAGGGUGCUUCCAGCUCCCCAUCUUCUGCUUGUGGAGGAAGAUGACCCAUGGAAUGCCCACCCCACUCACAGCCAUGGUGACUCCUCCGCUUGCCGAAGUACCAAAAGGAAAGAUACAUGACAAGCCACGGCCCCUCGAAGCAUAUGCCUUUGGAAAGCAAACAUUCUUAAUAUAAAUUUUAUAAUAAAUGAUUCAAAAUACAACAUGCGUGGAAAAUGAAGCGAAGCUACGUAAACUGACUUGUUAACCAAGACAGCAUCACCAGUUGACGUUAGCAACUGUAACCAUGGCUUCAUCCUGGCCAUUCCCUGCUACUGCUGGGAUGCAAAGGAAUCUGGAAAUGUUUAUUGAAUCUGCAGAGCCAUUGGCUCAGUGUUACUUACGUCAAAGAGGCACGGGCCUGCUGAUAUGUACACAUUCCAGCCUGGAUUGGGGGGGGGGGUGUUUAAAUAUGUUUGAGUCAUCGAGCUGCAAGUGUAAAUUUAUAAUCAGGCAUGGUGAGCAGCCCCUUAAGGGAGCCUGGUGGACCGUUUCAGAAGCAUCCAUUGUGGCUUCAGGUCCAGGAGGGUACUUGGCUGGUUACAGUUCUCUAAACCAUCUCUAAGCCAUGGUGACUUGAGGAGUCAUGUCCUCACUUCCCUACACUCAAACCUUUGGAUGAUUUGAUUCUUUCCAUACAGUGAAGGCCUAUUCCAGAUGUUGAGAAAGCUUUUGGAUGUCACAGGAUGCCAGAGGCUCAGCAGCUGUAGAACCAAGCAGGGAACUUGGUCCUUAAGCACAAGAGACUCCUGUGUGUGUUUGGUAUAGAAGAUAAACUGACCAGUUUCUAACAUCUGCCUUCUGUUUCUGAAGAAAGACAGGGAAAGCAAAAAGAAUAGUUGCUCUUAUGUGGAUGGGUGUAAAGGUCUGAGUUUAAAAUAAAAGAUACUUCUAGUCUUCGUGACAUACCACAUCUUUCUGUGGGUUCAAUCAAGAAGAUCAAAACGAUGAGACCACAGGGGUGUCCUGCCUCUACCACCCAGCUCGGUACUUCUCCUCUUUCUUCUGCACAGUAUUUAACACUGGCCUGGCCAGAUGCUCUGUUAAGACUGUGAUUAUAUAAUCCUUACAUCCUCUAGCCUAGGAAGAGUUCACAAGAUGCAGAGAAAAGUAACCCAAUGUGCCUGUGUGUUGACCCAACCCAGCUGACCCAGCAGGCUGCCUAUUCGCACAUCAGCGGGGCCGGGCUGGUUAGAAGAGCCUUGUGAGUCAAAUCGUAGUGUGAGUGGUCCUCCUUCUCAUCCGUCAGAUUCCAAACUGGAGCUAGGAACAGUGCCCUUUUCUUCUUUCUGUCCUCUCCCUUCCCACUUCCACCUCCACCCCACCACCUUCACCCUGAAAAAUAGCAGCCCAACUCAAACUAUACCCCAGAGUCAGUGCCUGCUGGGACAGGGCUGUGGUGUCUUGGUCACCUGUGUUGGUACUCAAUACAGUGUCGACAUCUUUUCAAAUAAAACAUGAUUGUGUACAAACAUGAGUCCAACCUCUGACUGAACACUUCCGCCGAGAAUGGAUGUUAUUUCUGCUAAUGUUAUACAACAUUUACUCGUUUUUGGUUUGGUUUGGAUUUUCAAGACAGGGUUUCUCUGUGUAGCCCUGCCUGUCCUGGAACUUGCUUUAUAGACCAGACUGACUUCGAAUUGCCACAUGCCUUUUAAACCCAGCUACCUGUUGACUUAAUGGAAAGAGAGUAUCCAUGGUCACAGGAAGUUUAUUCCCAGGAGAGAAAUGUAGCCACAGCGUUCAUUAAUCUCUGCUAAAGACGAGAGGCCAAGGCCAACAGGACAAAAACUAGGUGGCCUCUUGAGUCUUUUACUCUCUGAUCUCAGGGUUAGUGAGGUCUUGCCUGGUCCUUCCUUUCUCUGCAUUGUAAAGAAAAGCCAGGUGAGGAGCAAUUUUAUCUUGCCCUUGAAACUCAAGGCCUCCCUAUGAAUCCAACUGUAGAUCCAGAGCUCAGCUGUCCAAGAACAGGGUGACAAGGGAAGGGCCCACAGAUGUGGACAGCUGUGUCUCCAUCCAGAACCCACUUCUCACUUGUUCUUUUGACCUGGAGACGGCCCCAGUCAGGGGACUGGUCCCUCUGUCAUCUGUCCCUCUGCAUCUUACCACUUUGCCACUGUUGACCUUCUACAAGCCUGUGAUCACUUAUAAAAGUUGAGGGUUAGUAGUAGUUACAUUCUGCCCCUUUCAAAAUAGGUGAAGCUUGGGGCUGGUGAGAUGGCUCCGUGUGCAAAGGCGCAUUCUA
This is a messenger RNA of Microtus oregoni (creeping vole), 3081 nucleotides long. It is a transcript of the gene Pdpn, whose product is annotated as podoplanin. The coding region runs from base 256 to 753 and encodes 165 amino acids. Gene Ontology annotation, cellular component: lamellipodium; filopodium; basolateral plasma membrane. The record is from RefSeq and is a predicted model, not a curated record. Gene Ontology annotation, biological process: cell morphogenesis; regulation of myofibroblast contraction; lung development. The transcript has 6 exons. Gene Ontology annotation, molecular function: protein-folding chaperone binding; chemokine binding; signaling receptor binding. NCBI's taxonomy places the organism in Eukaryota, Metazoa, Chordata, Mammalia, Rodentia, Cricetidae.